Podarcis lilfordi (Lilford's wall lizard) is the source of this 312-nucleotide messenger RNA. The record is from the annotation of a GenBank genome assembly. Lineage: Eukaryota; Metazoa; Chordata; Lepidosauria; Squamata; Lacertidae.
AUGCUGGCAGCAGUUGUGCCUGGCGCAGCUUCCAGAGACCCUGGGGUGGUGGUGAUGGGGAAAGCAGAUUGCCUGCACCGUUGGCUGAUGCCAUGGGAGGCUUUGGCUGCCAAAAAAAGUUUACAUUUGAAUGGGCCAAUCAAGGCCCUGGAGAGCAGCAGUGAUGCCCCGGUGAUGGACGUGAUGGGGGCAGUCUUCUGCUGGUUCCACCAGCAGGCUAUAAAAGCUGGCUGCUGUGCUCAUAGGCAGCACAGCCGGGAAUCAGUCAACCCAUCCACUAACCCUGUAUGUUAUGGCGCUGCCCCAAAGUAA